Molecule: messenger RNA, 1975 nt
Organism: Drosophila miranda
Lineage: Eukaryota; Metazoa; Arthropoda; Insecta; Diptera; Drosophilidae
Product: membrane-associated tyrosine- and threonine-specific cdc2-inhibitory kinase
Exons: 4
Coding region: 70-1686 (538 amino acids)
Biological process (GO): protein phosphorylation
Molecular function (GO): protein kinase activity; ATP binding
Source: RefSeq, a predicted model, not a curated record
ACAGUCACACUGCAGAUAUGGUCACACUUUGUGCUCAGUAAACUCAUUAAAAAAACACCGAAUCGCAAAAUGGAAAUGCAUCGUUUACCUCUACCAGAAUUGCGAGACGACAAACACAGACACAAACAGUGCAAUGGGAACGAAAACAGCAACCGAUUUCGACCGCCCAAGUCCAAGGGCCGCUUGUCGCAAGGCGGGUACGUGGCCGUGGAGAACAACAAUCUGAAUCGCAGCCAGUCGCUGGGAUCCUGCAGUGCCCACAACAGCUCCAUCGCCCAUGCGAUAUCGUUUCGGGGCGUGGAGUUUCCGGAUGCCAAUACACUGCCGGCAUCGCCGAAUGUCCAGCAGGAUGCCAGCAGCACAGAUUUCGGCGACCAGAGCCACUUCGAGCUGUGCUUCGAACGUCUGGCCAAGCUAGGCGAGGGAUCCUUCGGGGAAGUGUUCCAGGUGCGCGACCGGUCUGACGGCCGGCUGUACGCAGUGAAAAUCUCGAAGCAGCUGUUCCGCGGCGAGCAGUACCGGGCCGAGCGGCUGGAGGAGGUGCGCAGGUACGAGGAGUUCUCCGGCCACGAAAACUGCAUCCGAUUCAUUCGAGCCUGGGAGCAGUACGAUCGCCUGUACAUGCAGAUGGAGCUGUGCCGCGAGAGCCUAGAGCAGUAUCUGCUGCGGUGCCAGCAAAUUCCAGAGGAACGCAUCUGGCACAUCCUGUUGGACCUCCUGCGCGCUCUCAAGUCACUGCACGACCGGAAUCUCAUCCAUUUAGACAUUAAGCUGGACAAUGUGCUGAUCGGAGAGGACGACGAGACGUGCAAGCUGGCGGACUUUGGCCUCGUCAUCGAUGUGGACAGAGCCAACAGUCAGCAUGCCACUGAGGGCGAUUCUCGGUACAUGGCACCCGAGAUCCUGCAGGGCCAGUUCUCAAAGGCAGCGGAUGUCUUCAGUCUGGGCAUCGCCAUGCUGGAGCUGGCCUGCUACAUGGAGCUGCCCUCAAACGGACCGCUCUGGCAUGAGCUGCGUCGAGGCAUCCUGCCCGAGGAGUUCAUUGACAAAAUAUCCCAGGAGCUACAGUUGGUUAUCAAGUCCAUGAUGAUGCCGGAUCCAGCGGCUCGGCCAACCACAGACACACUGUUGUCCCACCCGAAGCUACAGAGAAUGCAGGAGAAUCGAAAGUCAUUGAUAACUGUCAGUAAUCUGUCGAGGAGCUUUCGCAAGUCACGUCGCGUGGUCUAUGGAAAAGUGUGCAAUUGGAAAUCGUUCGCCUACCGAUGUUUCUUUUAUCUCCUGGAGAUCUUGCAUCUGUAUAAGCCGAUCCCUCCCUUGCAACCCACCAUAACGCCAGCACCAUCCUCCCCAACCACAUUCCUAGCCGCAGUACCGCGUGUCGAGUUUCAGCUGGUUGGAUCCACGCCCAUAACCAAUCGAGAUUGCUAUGCCUCCGACUUUUUAACCGGCGACGAUGAACUGGAGCUAUCAAAUCAGGAAACGCCGCAUGUAAUAAAUUCCACGCCACUAAAUCACAACCAGGGCAAGUCCCGCCUAGACUCGUCCAGGAGAAGUUCACUGGGAAAAACCAUCCCAAUCUUGGAGCUUGACAGUCCCUAUUCAAAUGUUGCGUCGCUCAAUGUAUUUGAAACUUCUUCGUUUCGGCGCAAGAAACUAUUUGUGCUGGACUACGACGAUGAGUAAAGAUCGGAGGGAGGACGAUCGAUGAAAACGCAAUGAAUUUAUUAUACAAAAACAAUAUAUCAGUUCUCAAACGGUAAACCAGGUACAUAUGGCAACAUCGUAUAUCGUUAAAUAUAUUUAGUGUAGUUGUAGACUUUAGUGUUGUACGAAAAUCAAUAGAUUUAGGCAUACAGUUGUGUAAUGUUAAUGCUUCUUUAGAAGAACUUGUUGAACUUGAACAUAUAAUCAUGUGAUAUAUAUACAAAAUGCGAUUUGAAAAGUUACAAAUAAUAAACAGAAAAAAGCUGAA